Messenger RNA from Symbiodinium sp. CCMP2592, 1524 nucleotides. The record is from the annotation of a GenBank genome assembly. NCBI's taxonomy places the organism in Eukaryota, Dinophyceae, Suessiales, Symbiodiniaceae.
AUGGAGAUUAACAUCCAGAUCAAGCAUGCGCAGCCCGAAGACUUGCUGCAGGCGUUUGCAGCAUUAAGCGGAGGAGCAGCAUCCUCAACGACAGCGGCAUCUCCAACUGCAGCAUAUACCUCAGAUCAAGAGAGACCGCCAUUGAAAAGAAUUCGCAAAGAAGCCCGCACAACGACGGCUGCCACAAGGAGAUCCCCGAGCUUAUUAUUCAGUCAACAGGAGCUCCAGGCACUGCAGGCGGCGAACCCACACGGAACAACGCAAGACUCCACAGCCGAGGAUACCGAGCAGAGUGCAGUUGGAUCUGGUGCAAAGGCAAAGCGAAAAGCUCAACCAUUCUCGGCGUUCCGCAAGCAUGAGGGACGCACUAUGAGAAGCCCCGCCUAUGCCAAGACCGUCAUCUUCGUCGGGAUUGCCCGCGCUACCACCAGUACCAUUACAAACAACGGCAAGCGCAAGACCCGCCAGACCCCUGCUGGUGAAAAAGAGAGCCAUGGACUCCAGAUCUCCACGACGCAAUCCCUCACGAAGGAGCCCCAGCGACUCAAGGACUACCAGACCGCGGGCGAUAUUAAGAUCCAGAUCGCGCACUCCCAUGACAAGAUCCAGAUCUCACGCUCCCAGGACAACAUCCAGAUCGUACGCUCCCAGGACAACAUCCAGAUCUCAUUCCCCCAGGACAAUGCAGAGAUCCAGGGCAUCGGGCCUCAGCAACACAGGUACUUCGACAGCACCAAAGACACACUGUAUGAAACUCCGCGGAUGCCUUCAACCAUUACAUUCCACAAGAACCUCAAGCAGUUCAAGGUCAACUGGAAGGACAUUGAGAUUCCACAGUUUCCCAUACACGACUCCACCAAGCAGUACGUGGAUGCACUUUGCGCUGCAGCGGAGUUCAGGAUCGACCAGGGAGUUCUCUUGGAGCAUGACCUCACGUGGGACAGAGGAGGCGACCCAACUCCAGAGACAAUGAGAAGAUUCUAUUUCUUGCAAUCUUCAGACCUCACCCUGCAAAAUCCUCCUCUACCAACUCGGCAAGAAAAGAUCCUGUUCUGGUCGCAUGCAACAGAUGUGGGAGCCUUAUUCAACAUGUUGAAAGAGCGAAAUAUGCGUCCGAUGAACGCGCAUGGAGUGGCAGCUUUUGGAUGCAACAUCUUCUAUGCCCUUGGCCACGAGAUGUCCGGAUCAGACAUCGACGAGCACAACCUGACCAGGGUGAUCUUCAACACCACACGAAGCGCCAAGAACCUGGCAGGCAUCGUCGUGGGAGGCCGUGCAUGGGGAUCCCUACGCAAACAUCUUGGCGGAUCCUAUGAAACAGCUCGGGCAGCCACUGAAGAGGACGAGGUGCUCAAGGAUGCGAAUGCAAAAGCUUAUUGCGUAUCUCGCAACAGAUAUUGCUUUACAUGCAUUGCGUUCGAGCAGCUGAUGACACCGCCUUCAACAGCCAAUACGCUCAUCUCGCAGUACCAGAAAGCUGCAGGCAUUACUCCCCAAGGAAGAGCCAGACUUUCGCUCAUCUAA